AUGUCGGACGAAAUAUCGACUCAGGAGCGAUUGCGAUUGGAGAAAGAGGAAAUACUGAACAAAAAAAUUGAAGAAAUGAGAAAAAAAAAUGAAGCAAUGGCUAAAAAGUUUAUGGAAGCAGAGGAAGACCGAAAAAAAGCUGAACUGGCUGGGUGUGCAGUGACUAUAAAACCUCCCCACAACAACAACAAUAACAAUAAAAACUUUUAUAGCACUAAUUACAAAAACAUCAGCAACAAUACUUUUAAUAAUAGUUAUAAUAAGAAACAAGAGUCUUCGUUUAGCCAUAGUAAUAAAUAUAAUUUCAAAAAUGAUAAUAACUAUCAGAAUGGUAAUGACAUUAAGAAUAGAACUGACAAUGACAACAACAACAACAUAUUCAACAAUUUUGCCCAAGCUGAUGAUAAAAGCAACGCCAACAACAAUGUAACAACAAGUAAUUAUGUUACGGACAGUUCUAAAGAUAGCGACAACAACAAUAGCGUCACUAUUAAACCUUUAAUCUUUAUGGAUGCUAGAGACAAGUUAAACGCCAUCAGACAGGCUAGGCAACAACAACAGAACAACACCAACAACAAUAAUAAUAACGUAAAUAACAACAACUACCAUACUGACAGCAAUAAUAACACUUAUAACAACAGAAAUAUUAAUAACGAUAACAAUUAUAGCUACAAUAAGCCAAAAAAUAACAACUAUAAUAAUAAAUUUAAUAGUAAUAAUAAUAACUAUAAUAAUAGUAGUGGUAAAUUUGGUAGGGGGGGUAGAAGGUAUGUCCCAGGGACCUCCGAAGAAUGGCAGGAGUACAUUAGAAACAAAGCUGAAGCCGAUGGAAGAGAGAAGUUAAGGGAUUGUGAAAAUAGUAAAACUAAUAAGGAUAGACAUUCAAUUGGUGAUAUUAAACAAGAUGAUGCUACUCCUUACAACAACAACAGCAACAACUACAACAGCAACAACAACAGCAACAACAACAACAACGGUGUUGAUAACAAUUGUAGAAUUGAUAAAAAUGAUCAACAGCCACCACCUGAUCCAGCAAAUAGAUUUCUAGCUGAUAGCUACAGAGACAGACAGGACAAAAACACUUCAAACCUGAAAAAAGUUAGGAUUGUUCAAGAGGGGAAUUUAUGA
Messenger RNA from Helobdella robusta, 1128 nucleotides. RefSeq lists its product as hypothetical. The record is from RefSeq and is a predicted model, not a curated record. The transcript is spliced from 6 exons. Bases 1 to 1128 code for a protein of 375 amino acids. NCBI's taxonomy places the organism in Eukaryota, Metazoa, Annelida, Clitellata, Rhynchobdellida, Glossiphoniidae.